AUGGCGUGCGCGAUGCUCGUCGGGCUCUGGUGCGCGCACCCGGACCGCGGACUGCGUCCCACCGUCAGGCAGGCCGUCAACGUGCUGCGGUUCGAGGGGCCACCGCCGACCCUCCCCGCGAAGAUGCCAGUUGCUACCUACGGACCGCCGGCCGAUCGUCCUGCCUCCACAACGUCGUCUAUGGAACCGGCGACGACCGUGAGCGGCGGUGAUGGCGUUGGCACAACGAAGCCGUCGGCCUUGUCAAGUUGA
Messenger RNA from Miscanthus lutarioriparius, 252 nucleotides. NCBI's taxonomy places the organism in Eukaryota, Viridiplantae, Streptophyta, Magnoliopsida, Poales, Poaceae. The record is from the annotation of a GenBank genome assembly.